Vigna radiata var. radiata (mung bean) is the source of this 594-nucleotide messenger RNA. RefSeq lists its product as uncharacterized. The transcript has a single exon. NCBI's taxonomy places the organism in Eukaryota, Viridiplantae, Streptophyta, Magnoliopsida, Fabales, Fabaceae. Bases 227 to 562 code for a protein of 111 amino acids. The record is from RefSeq and is a predicted model, not a curated record.
CUCCACAACCGACAAAUAAACACAAACAAAGGAGUUUCAUAAAUAUGGACGAAAAAACAUAAUUGUAUACCUCACCCUCUUCCUUGCUUACCCCGUGAUUCUCACCAAAUGCACCUCAAAUUUAACUCUCACAUUCUAUUCUUGCUUCUUAUAUUAUUACAUCUCUAUCUUAUCCCUUCAAAAACACACUAACAGUUACCAACAAGACACAAAUUUCUGCACCCUCAUGGCCACUCUGAUGAAGCUGUUCUUUUCAUUUGCCAUUUCGGUUAUCUUGCUUUCAAAGGGUGUGAGUUCAACUACAACUGAGCCUACAAUUUCAGCUUCUCCAGGAGUUUUGCCUUAUGUGUCUGCUCCAGAUAUUUCAUCAUUUUUUCCCACUCCAAGUGGCUAUCAACCACUCAGUUAUGAUACUUCUUCUGAGGCACCAGCUCCAGCACCCUCUUCAGGGGAAUUUCAGGGCAAAAUCUCUUCUGCUUCAGCUAGCUUCCAUUCUGCAGCUCUCAUUGUUUCUGUUCUGCUAUCUUUUGCAGUCAUGAGUAGUAGCAUGGUUAUUGUUUGAGUAUUUACUAUAUAAUUUUGUCUUCUCUUCAA